Messenger RNA from Medicago truncatula (barrel medic), 982 nucleotides. RefSeq lists its product with no specific name. NCBI's taxonomy places the organism in Eukaryota, Viridiplantae, Streptophyta, Magnoliopsida, Fabales, Fabaceae. The transcript has 3 exons. The coding region runs from base 54 to 878 and encodes 274 amino acids. The record is from RefSeq and is a predicted model, not a curated record.
AAAUAGACACACAUUACAUAUACCUUCUAUAACCACCACUGCAUGUAGCUUAAAUGGAGUUUAAACAAUUAUCUUGUUUAGUUCUUCUAAUAUGUUUAACUCUUGUGGAAAUUGAUGCUUCACAAUCUGAAGAAGAAUAUUGGAAAUCCGUUUGGCCAAACACUUCUAUGCCGAAGACUCUCCUCGACCUGUUUAUUUCGGACAUCGAAACUAAUGUACCCAUUAGUGAUCAAUUUGACAAGCAAGAUUGGACAGCCUUUUUCCAACAUGACCUCUACCCUGGAAAGAAAAUGAGCUUAGGCUUCCACAAGCAUUCUGAUAAGCAACCGUUACGACCAAAUGCAUGGAUACCUGAUGGAAGAAUAAGACAACCUUUGGGAACAUGGAUAUGGAGUGAAAAACAUAGUCUUAAUAGCUAUUGUGUGAACCCAGCAGCUAUAGGAGAACACAAGUAUUGCGCAUCAACCCUAGAAUCAAUGAUAGAUUUCGCCAUUUCAAAGCUUGGAAAAAAUAUUAAGUUGAUUUCAAGUUCCUUUGCACAAAACCAAGACCAAUAUAUAGUACAGGAAGUGAAGAAAAUUGGAGACAAAGCCGUGAUGUGUCAUAAACUAAAUUUCGAUCAAGUUGUAUUUUAUUGCCACCAAGUCAAUGCAACAUCAACAUACAUAGUUCCUUUAGUGGCCUCUGAUGGAACUAAAGCGAAGGCACUAACAAUAUGCCACCAUGACACGAGAGGUAUGGAUCCUGAUGUGCUUUAUGAAGUUCUCAAAGUCAAGCCUGGAACAAUUCCAAUAUGUCAUUUUGUUAGCAACAAGGCCAUUGCAUGGGUACCCAAUCAUGCUGUAAGAGAGUCUGAUGAGAAUCCUUGUGUCAUAUAAUCUGUGUCUAGGAUACUAGAUACUCUCUCCGAUCACUAUUAUAAGUAAAAAUCAACUUUUUAGGUUCAUUCAUUAAAUGAUGUAUUUAGUCUAUGUUAUUGACC